Messenger RNA from Colletotrichum costaricense, 1635 nucleotides. Its product is annotated as major facilitator superfamily transporter. Gene Ontology annotation, cellular component: plasma membrane. Gene Ontology annotation, biological process: transmembrane transport. The record is from RefSeq and is a predicted model, not a curated record. Gene Ontology annotation, molecular function: transmembrane transporter activity. Lineage: Eukaryota; Fungi; Ascomycota; Sordariomycetes; Glomerellales; Glomerellaceae. The transcript is spliced from 4 exons. Bases 1 to 1635 code for a protein of 544 amino acids.
AUGGAGCUACAUGACGCCACAGAAUCAUGCAUUGGUGCUGGAAGGAAUGCUGCUCAUGAACAAGUUGGCGAAUGGCGACCAGAGUCAGACAAGCUUGUCGUGAUGGGAUCUCUUGCCAUUCUGUCCUUCAUGGUAGCUCUUGAUGCAUGCGUAAUCGUCACAUCAUUAGACGCUAUCGUGGAAGAUUUACAGACUACGGCGAACGGAGGCUUCUGGAUUGGCACUGCCUACUUGCUGGCCAACGCGGUCGCCAUGCCUUUCAUAGCCGAUCUGAGCAAGGUUUUUGGCCGCCAAUCAUGCUUGAUGGCAUCUUUGCUCUUUUUCACGGUCGGCACCAUCCUCUGCUGCCUAUCUCACGCCAUUACACAGAUGCUUGUUGGUCGGGCCCUCCAAGGUAUCGGCGGCGCCGGCAUCAUCAUGCUGUGCCUCGUCAUCUACACCGACCUCGUACCCCUUCUCUACCGACCGAAGUGGUACGGCAUAGUGCUCGGAGCAUGGGCUCUGGGGAACUGCGCGGGACCCAUCGUUGGAGGAGCCAUAGCUCAGUAUACCACGUGGCGUUGGAUCUUCUACAUCAUGUUCCCUUUUUGCGCUGCCGGCAUUGUUCUUGUUCAAUGGAAGGUGAAGCUGAAGCCUCGAAUUGCUGCCGCACGCGACAAUCUUGCCUCGAUCGACUGGGCUGGCGGCAUCUUCUUCAUAAGUUCUUCGACCUUGUUCCUCGUUGCCGUCUCCGGCGGCGGCCUACAGUCUGCCUGGGAUAGUGCUGACACGCUGGUCCCCUUAUGUGUCGGUACAGCUGGCUUGCUCUGGACUUUUGUAUACGAGGCACGACUGUCAAGGCGACCUUUUCUUGACCUUGGCCUCUUCUGGGGGUUUUCACCCAUUGCUAUCUACGUUUGUGGUGCUGUUCAAGGUCUUGUGAUCUAUGGCCAGCUAUACUAUAUCCCGCAGUUCUUCAUCGUCGUCAAAGGCUUCUCGCCCGUCGACACAGGCCUCGCCCUUUUCCCCGUCAUGUUCACCCUCGUGCCGGGUUCGAUCGUGACCGGUGCUUUGGUCACACGAACAAAGAACUACCAGUACCCGAUCUGGGCUGGCUGGUCGUUGACCGUGAUCGCCUCAGGCCUGACACUUCUCUGGGACAUCAACACGCCAAUCGGUGUCUGGGCAGUAACCCUCGUCCUGCUGGGCCUGGGCCACGGCGCCGUUCUGAAUGCACAGAACUUUGCCUCUCAAGCUGCGUGUAAGCCGGGAGCAGAGAGCGCAGCCGCCGCAAUGUACGCCUUUGCCAGACAGUUCGGCAUGGCAGUGGGCGUCGGGGUUGGUGGCUCGGUAUUUCAGAACAUAUUUGGGCUUCAACUGGAUUCCUACGGCCUUCCGGCGGAUGGUACUGCCCGAGGCCAGUCCAACACGGCGGAAAUUCUGGGAGCCGUUACUGACGAUGAAACCCGGGUCCGGAUCUUGCAUGCAUGCGUCCGCGGCCUCCAUGGGGUGUAUGGUCUUUACGUCGGACUUUCAGGCGCCGCCUUGUUGAUGAGCCUUCCAAUCAGGAAGUUCAACAUGGAUCGAGCUCUUGUGACAGAGCAGAGGCUGCAGUCCAGCGGAGAUAGGUCUGGAGACAUCGCCCACACAACCUGA